Molecule: messenger RNA, 1197 nt
Organism: Anthostomella pinea
Lineage: Eukaryota; Fungi; Ascomycota; Sordariomycetes; Xylariales; Xylariaceae
Source: the annotation of a GenBank genome assembly
AUGCACUUCCCCACCACCUCCCUCACCACCUCCCUGCUCGCCGCCAACAUGGCCCUCGCCAACGUCGCCCAGGAGGCACCCCGCGACCCCAUGAUCACACCAGCCCCCGUGCUCGCCGAGCGCCAGUCCUGGCAGGACCGCCUGUCGUCCGCACUCGCGGAGGCCAGCUCGGCCGAGCAGCGCGCCAGUUCCAUCGCCAGCAGCUACCAGAAGCGUGACUGGCAGGCCGAGCGGGCUUCGGCUCUGUCAGUUGGCAGUGCCGCUCAGGCAGAGGCCAGUGAGAUCGCCGCGCAGUACGGCAAGCGUGACUGGAAGGCCGAGAAGGCCUCGGCGCUGUCGGUGGCGAGCGCGGCUCAGGCAGAGGCUAGCAAGAUCGCAGCGCAGUACGGAAAGCGUGACUGGAAGGCUGCGAAGGCUGCGGCUCUCGCAGCUGCCAGUGCAGCUCAAGCCGAAGCCAGCAACAUCGCAGCCCAGUACGGCAAGCGGGACUGGAAGGCCAACCGGGCUUCGGCUCUGUCGGUAGCCAGCGCCGCCCAAGCGGAAGCCAGCCGCAUCGCAGAACAGUACGAGAAGCGAGACUGGCAAGCCGCCGAGGCCGCGGCCCUCGCAGCCGCCAGCGCCGCCCAAGCUGAGGCGAGCCAGAUCGCCGAGCAGUACAACAAUAAACGCGACUGGCACGACGACCUCGCAGCCGCGCUCGCGUCAGCCAGCUCCGCGCAGGCCGAAGCCAGCGCCAUCGCCGCGCAGUACGACAACGAGAAGCGGCAAGACUGGCAGAGCGUGGCGGAUUCGGCCAAGAGCCUGGCCAGCUCGUACAGCAGUGAGUACAGCGACUACGGGUCGUCGAUCGCGUCGUCGUACGAGAGCUACGGGUCAUCGGUGGCGGACAGCGCGCACAGCGUGGCUUCAACGGCGGCCGACGCCGCGAUGUCUAGUGCCAGCGAUGCGGUAAGGAGCGCUGAGAGCGUGGCUUCGACGGCGACGGGCGCGGGACAGGCGUCGGCUAGCGAGGCGGUGAUGAGCGCGCACUCGGUUGCGUCCGCUGCGCAGGCGCAUGCGGCUUCGAGUACUGCUGCUGCUGCUGCUGCUGCUGCUGGGAACACUGACAGUGCGGCGCCGGGUCUGGUUGAGUUGCCGUCGGUGCUGCCCCUGGGCGUUGCAGCCCUCGCUGUUCUGGUCGGAGCUGUCUUGCUGUAA